UUCAAAACAAAAAAUCACACCUAGGUAUUACAACAGACGAAUAAAAAUCUUCCCUCUAAAAGAAGAGAUGAAUCUGAAUUGUUUAAGAAAGCUUACACCAAAUUGAAAAGGACUUGAAGAGGCUUCCAUACAGUUAAGCUAUGUGCAAACCACAGUUUCAUCUACGUCAAUAUGCAGCAUUUUAAAACCACAUAAAAAGGAAAGGAAAUUGUUAGUGCAGCCGGCAGUCCUGCAAUGAGGCUGCUACUGCUGUAGCUAGCCAAACAGCUCACGCUUCUCUGCAGACUGGGAGCAAGGCACGCUGAGGCUCAGAGAAUAUACCCCCAGAAUUUCAGUUCACUUAUCUCCUCUGCAAACUAACUUCCAACCCAACUGGUAACAAAAGAGCUCUCAGAAUGCAAAAGUGUGAAGUCAAAAAUAUCCUUUCUAGAAGCAACCUACGCGGGAUUUCCCAAAAUCAUAAAAUCUGACCAUGGAAAACCCAGGCUUCCUCAUAAUCUAAGAUGCUCCCACCAGCCCACACAAUCUAAUACUUUGGAUUUUUUUUUUUUUGGGGGGUGGGGACAGCGUCAUCUUGAGGGAAAGUAAGGAUGACCAACAGUUCUACCUUCUGCCCAGUUUACAGAGACCUGGAGCCGUUCACAUAUUUUUUUUAUUUAGUUUUCCUUGUUGGAAUUAUUGGAAGUUGUUUUGCAGCCUGGGCUUUCAUACAGAACAACACAAAUCACAGGUGUGUAAGCAUAUACUUAAUUAAUUUGCUUACAGCCGACUUCCUGCUUACUCUGGCACUACCAGUAAAAAUCACUGUCGACUUGGGCGUGGCCCCCUGGAAGCUCAGGAUAUUCCACUGCCAAGUAACAGCCUGCCUCAUCUACAUUAACAUGUACUUAUCAAUUAUCUUCCUAGCGUUUGUUAGCAUUGAUCGCUGUCUUCAGUUGACAUACAGCUGCAAGAUUUAUCGAAUACAAGAACCUGGAUUUGCCAAAAUGAUAUCGACUGUUGUAUGGUUGAUGGUCCUUCUUAUAAUGCUGCCGAACAUGGUAAUUCCCAUCAAAGAUGUGAAGGAAAAGCCCAACGUGGGCUGCGUGGAAUUCAAACAGGAGUUUGGAAGAAACUGGCAUUUGAUGACAAAUUUCAUAUGCAUCGCAAUAUUCUUCAAUUUCUCAGCCAUCAUCUUAAUAUCUAACUGCCUUGUCAUUCGACAACUCUACAGAAACAAAGACCAUGAAAAUUAUCCAAAUGUGAAAAGAGCUCUCAUCAAUAUACUUUUGGUGACUACAGGCUACAUCAUAUGUUUUGUUCCUUAUCACAUUGUCCGAAUCCCAUACACCCUCAGCCAGACAGAGGUCAUAUCGGACUGCUCCACCAGGAUUUCACUUUUCAAAGCCAAGGAGGCCACGCUGCUGUUGGCUGUGUCCAACCUGUGUUUUGAUCCGAUCCUGUACUAUCACCUCUCAAAAGCUUUCCGCUUAAAGGUCACGGAGACGUUUGCUUCGCGUAAGGAGACCAAGGCUCAGAAAGAAAAAUCAAGUGGUGAAAACAAUGCAUAAAAUAUGGGAUUUUCUCACGCUCUCUCUUCCUGCCUUACUGGACAAUUGAGUGUACAAAACUGCUGGGAAGGAGGGGAAAAAAGAGCCUCCAUGAGUAAAAACACAGGCAGCUAGCGAAUGUGGCUUGGUUCACUGAGAAACCCUGUUUCUAAAUGCAAGCCAAGCAGUACUCUCGUGCUUGUCGAUGCUCCUUAACCCAAACGUUUGUACAAAAAACUAAAACAUCUUGUUGCGCCAACAUAAACCCUGCACUAUCCUUGAAAUCUAAAUGAGCUCUAUGACACAGACUGAAGUAUUCAUGAGGUAUUCAUUUAAAGGCCUGGAACUGACUUCCUGAUAGAAAUAUGCAAAAUAACCUCCAUGUCAGUUUCCGGGAAGCCCUUCAGCAAUACGAUUUAAAGUCCUUUAGAUCGCUUUAAAAAAAAAAAAAAAAAGCCAGCUGAUUUGUUACAUGAAACCACCUGGGCUGUGCCUGAUUUUGUUUUAAUCCAUCCCUUCGAAAAUGGUAACCUUUUAGCUCACUACUCCAAUUUUUAAUAGCUAAUUGUUUCCUACCACAAUAGCUUGAAAUUCUCUUAAGCUUUUUUUUUAAGCUUAAUUUA
This is a messenger RNA of Lagenorhynchus albirostris (white-beaked dolphin), 2152 nucleotides long. It is a transcript of the gene GPR171, whose product is annotated as G protein-coupled receptor 171. The transcript has 3 exons. Gene Ontology annotation, cellular component: membrane. The record is from RefSeq and is a predicted model, not a curated record. The coding region runs from base 591 to 1550 and encodes 319 amino acids. Gene Ontology annotation, molecular function: G protein-coupled purinergic nucleotide receptor activity. Lineage: Eukaryota; Metazoa; Chordata; Mammalia; Artiodactyla; Delphinidae. Gene Ontology annotation, biological process: G protein-coupled receptor signaling pathway.